AUGGAAACCGGAAGUAGGUUCGCCCUGUUAUUUUUGCCGAGAGAAACAAAGAACUGGCAAACUGAAGUGCGGCUUUUAUGGAUAAACGGUAACACGUCCUACAUCGGUGGCCCUGAUCGCUGUCUACACUGGAAAAGGGAUUAAUCGAAAAGCAACAUGGGGCUUCUGUCUGAUCCUAUCAGAAGACAGGCAUUGAUCAGCUUGCUCACUCGUCUUAAUGCUCCAAUCUGUGUUGUGUGCUACAUGGCAGGUGUGGCCUGGUUCAUGGGUUUAGCAUUCGAGCCCUUCACCGUGCGCACUUACAUGUCAGAGAACGCCAUGGGUUCCACCAUGGUGGAGGAGCGCUUCCCAGCCGGAGAAAGAGCACUGGUCACGGCCAGAGAGUUUGCAGCACAUAAGAAGAAACAAGAUGGGAUGCCUGUGAACUGGCUGGUGAAAACCAUGCAGGAUCGAGGCCUGGAAGUCUUCACGCAGACCUUCUCUCGCACUCUCCCAUUCCCAGAUGAAAACAAAGAGAGAUUUAUUGUGAAAGGUACGAACGUAUACGGCAUCCUUCGUGCACCUCGAGCUCCACGGACAGAAGCUCUAGUCCUGAGCACGGCCUGCAGCCCGGGUGACACCAACAACCAGGCUGUGGGACUGCUGCUCGUUUUGGCACAGUACUUCCGAAAUCAGGUGUACUGGGCCAAGGACAUCAUCUUCCUGGUCAAUGAACAUGAUUUGAUCGGCAUGCAGGCCUGGCUGGAAGGCUACCACCACACCAACACCACAGGAAUGGACUGGUCUCCACUGCAAGGCCGGGCCGGUUCUAUCCAGGCAGCGUUGUCUCUGGAGCUGAGCUCUGAUGUCGUGACCAGUUUGGACAUCGUGCUGGAGGGAUUGAACGGGCAGCUUCCCAACCUGGAUCUUAUCAACCUCUUCUACACUUUCUGUCAGAAGAUUGGGGUUCUUUGCACCAUACAAGGAAAGCUGCAGAGGAACGACUGGGACAGUGCUUCAGGCUACAGCCACGCGGUGCAGACUCUGAUGCUGAUGGUGCUCAAGCAAGCCAGCGGGCGGCCCUGGGGGGACCACGGUCUCUUCCUGCGCUACCACAUCGAGGCUGCCACCAUCAAAGGCAUCAACAGCUUCCGUCAGUACAAAACAGACGCCACUACCGUCGGCAGGCUCCUGGAGGGAAUGUACCGCAAGUUGAACAACCUGUUGGAGCGACUGCACCAGUCCUACUUCUUCUACCUGAUGCCCUCGCUCUCCCACUUUGUCUCCAUUGUUUACUACAUGCCAGCCUUCGGACUGCUGGCUGUCAUCUUGCUGCUCCGUGCCUUGGGUCUGUGGGUGCAACUGUCAGCUCCGCCUCAAACAGAAGACGGCAUUGGUGAUGUGGAGCAGGCCAGUCCUGGUGUGCUGUCCUUGUUGACGCCUUUGGUUAUCAGCCACCUGACAGGAGUGGCGCUGUAUGCACUGCCAAUCCGCUUCCAGGAAAUGGCGGUAGAGCACUUCCCCGUGUCAGAGACUGAGGCGGUGGUGCUGACGGCCAUUGCUGUUUACACUGCGGGCCUGGCUUUGCCUCAUAACACACACAGGUUGGUGUCAGGUGAAGGUACAGAGCAGGGUUGGAGAGUUCUCAAGCUGGUGGCUGUGUUGUACCUGGCUGUCCUACUCGGCUGCAUCGCCCUCCUCAACUUCUCUCUCGGCUUCAUCCUGGCCCUCACACUGGUGCCCGUGGCCGCCGUGGUCACGCCACACCUCCCCAAGUUGCUGACAGCCUUCAUCAUGGUGAUCCUCAGUCCCGCCUGCACACUGCUCUUCUCCGUCUUCAUCUUCCAGGAGCUCCAGGAGAUGCCGCUCAGCUUCCAGGACGGCUGGCUGCUCUUCCUGUCGGUCAUCUCGCAGGGCAUCCUGGACCACUCGCUCUACGGCUCGCUGGUCUUCCCGCUGGUCUCCCUGCUGGUCUAUCCCUGCUGGCUGCUCUUUUGGAACAUUCUCUUCUGGAAGUAAACUUGAGGACAACAACCUCUUGAGGUGAUCUCAGGUUCUUCUCCCUACAUGGAAACGUCAACAAUACACUGCAGAGAUGGAAAACACAAAGAUCUGUACUGUAUUCUGACUACUUUUUUAUUUUUAUUUAUUUAUUUUUUUUUACAUCAUUUGUAAUAGGGAUGGGCAUAAUUGAUUAGUCCAUUAUUGAUAAAACUGCGGCAAAAUAGAGUGCACUACUUAGCUGCAACCAGUAGAGGCACAGUUGAGUCAGUCCAGACCAAGCUUUUUCCAGUAGCUUAACCCUUCAGAUAUGACCUGAAGCCAUAUACCCCCCUACCGCUGCACACUUAAACCUUUUUAUCUUAAUUAACUUAAGUUGUUGACCAUGAUUGGUUAAUGAAUUUUACAGUAAUUCAAGGCAAAAAUGUAAAUUUUGCAUGGUCACAAUUUGAUAGUUUGACAUGAGCACUGAUAAAUAGACAAGUAAUCAUCCUACUUAUCUUUUAUUCCAGUCUGAUGUUGGCAUCCUUCCAUAUGAAUGGGUUGAGCUCCAUUUGUUCACUCAGGAUGGUGGCUAUGGUUUAAAGGGUCACUGACAUGAUUGAUAAACUUUGCUUAAAUAUUUUCUAUAUUGUUUGUGAUUAUGUUAUUCGUUCGUUUUUUGAGAGCCAACGAUAAAUUCGUCCAAAUUACAUUUAUAGUACACAACAAACUCUAGUCGCACAAAAGGGGCGUUUCCCAAGUGACGUCGGCGUAGUAAUAAGUCAGCUAAAGCCAAGUAAACAAAUGCUUCUCGAGGUAGCUCGUUGACUUUGUUCAAUAUAUUUUUCAUCAAAAUAGUAGUCAUGCUGAAACGUGUUGCUGCUGGCUGUUCAGUGUCACAGUGACAUUGUAAGUUUUUCUUUUCCAAAGGACGAAGGUUUAAGACUACUGAACGAAGCAAGUACAGAGAACGAGAGACAAAUGGACGCUCACCCCGCGUUCUGUUCUUUGCAACUUUCAUUUCACUCAAGACUGCUAUGAAGGAACACCUUUACAAGAAGCAUUUGGCUUGAAAGUACGGUAUAAACGCAUUUUGGGUGCUAUGCUAUACAGGACAAAAUGAGGACGACGUAAAAGUUGCCACAGAACAGAGUAAGUAAUGUAUGUAUGUCUUCUAAACACUAUGGCAUCAUAGCGACUAGCAUUAUACAUAUUUUCACAACGAUAUGUUGAUAGUGGGGCGGUGACAAAAUACACAAAAAACGGCUCUAAAGAGCCCUUUACGCUCAUUAAGAAGCCGACUUAGAACAAUUGAAGGAUAAGCAACCGCAAGGUAAUUUACACUCACCAUUUUAUGUUUGAAGCCGACCAGUCUGCAUCUCCAUGUCUUUAUUGGACACCUCCGCAUCAGGCAUGCUCGUUUGAUCAUCGGUGGUUUGACUAAAUACGGCUUAAUUCCCUGUUCUGGAAGUUCUGUACCUAUUUCAUCUCCAGUUUCUUCCUCCUCAAACUAUUGACACAUUGCUCCUAAUCUUCGCUAUAAUCACUGUAAACGUCCUCUGUCUCGUACACUGCUGUUUACUUGCAAGGUGUUACUGCGCCGACGUCACUUGGGAAACACCCCUUUUGUGCACGCGAGUUCGUCAUGGCUCGUGGCAAGUACUAUAGACGACAUUUUUACGAAUUUACUGUUCGCUUUCAAAAAACUUAACACCGCAGAACAUGAUUACAAACAAUAUAGAACAUAUUUAAGCAAAGUUGAUAAAUCAUGUCAGUGACCCUUUAAGUCUGCAUAUUAAUUUAAUACCAAAUUGAAGGGGAAAGUUGAACAACCACAAGUAUCUGAAGUACAAAAAUACAUACAACCCACUAAUUUUCGGGAGAAUCCCCACUCAGUGACAGGUUUUCACCGCUGCGUUGUGCGGGGAUUGGAACACCAAUAUAGAUGAAAUCUUCAAGAUUAAACACUCUUAAUGCGCAAAAUAAUCAUUAAACUUACUUAUUUGUUCAUAUGAUGCCGAACAGAGCAAUGAACAACUUCAUGCUGUCUCCUCGUCUCCACGUUGUCCUUGUGCUGUGAGGCGUUCAGGCGCACUCGUAAUUAUGAGGGUUAGGCGGUAAUUGUUUUUCAUUUUUAUUCACGUACCCCCUAUUACAAUUAACAUACCCCUAGGGGUACACGUACCCCACUUUGGGAAACUGGGGUCUAGACUAUUUUGAUGUUUAAAGUGGAAAAAGAUUCUUAGAUGUGGAAACCUAAUCUUAAUUUUUAUAAUUUCUGGCAGUAAAUACACUAUUUUAAAUAGAACAAAUUAAAUAUACCAAGUAGAAGAAUUUUGUCCAAAAAAUGACACAUUGCCACCAGAAAUUAAUGUAAAAAUUCUUGUAAAUAUAGUCAAUAUUAAAUGAAAAAGGUAAAAUGUAUUUAUAUAUAUUUUAAUUGUUUCAUUUCAAAUUUAAUUUUAUAUUAUUCAUUCAUUUUCUAUGCCACUUAAUCCUCAUUAGGUAUGCUGUAGCCUAUUCCAGCUGACUUUGGGCGGGAGGCGGCGUACACCCUGGACUGGUCCCCAGCCAAUCACAGGGCACUUAUACUGUAUUAUUAAUAAUUAUUAUUUGGUAUUUUUAUUAGCAAAACCAUGUUAAUGGACUGAUUUUAUCAUCUCAAACUAUGUAUAAAUACACAGUUAAACGGAAUGUUGGAAAGCUUUCUGGGUCUUUGUAAAAUACUGCACAGUUUUCAUUUUGAUGUUUGAGAGCACUUUUUUUUUUUAAAUACGAGGUUUGAUAACAUUGUAUAUUUUUUAGUUUAAAUUACGAAUUUGUUUGCAGGUACCAAAUUUUUCAGUAGGAAAAAUGACAUGGUCGUCAAUGUUACAUUGUGUUUAUUCAGCUAAUGUCAUAUUUUUUACAGUAUGUACUGAAAACAUCAUUCCAUUGCUGUCACAACUCUGCGGGACUCUAAUAAAAUCAAAUCAGCUACUAAAAUGUACAUCAAUUGCGCCUCAUUUAAAAAAAAAAAAAAAAAAAAAAAAAAACACCCAGCAAGAAAAAUAGAUUUUAAAGAGUAAAAGCACUUGAUGACCCUGUAAACCUCUCACUCACUCAUCCACUGCCAACUUCACAGUUUUGUUCGCCCUCAACCGAACAUAACUUGCCACUACUUCCUAACAAUCACCACCUCCCCUCCAAUAAAUAUUAGGGCCUCUUUAAAAUUGGCUGAACUUAACUGAAAAUGUCCAAACACGUGUGUGUGUGUGUGUGUGUGUGUGUGUGCGCAUGUGUGUAUGUCUCUGCAUCAUGCUACAGUGCUUCAAACAUCUUGAACAGCCAAUCUGCCAAGACUCUCAGUGCACUUGACAAUCACUGUGUAAGAGUGGACAACAUGGAUGGUAGAAUUAGCAUAGCUGUGUGCGUGUGUGUGUGAGAGAACAGACGGUGGCGUUGAUGGGUGGUCAGCUGCUGCUGCUGCUGCUGCUCAAGGCCAGUUCACCUCGGUCAUUUAUCCUUACUUUCUCCUGGAGGAAAGGGAGUCAAAGGUGACGGAAACUAGAAUGUUGCUGAACUAAAAAGGUGCUGACCUUGUACCUGCUGGGUGGCGGUGUGUGUGUCAGGUUUGGCUGUCGCACAGAUUUCACAGCCUGGACGAGAAGGCUUGUUGAUGAAAGUGCAUGAGGGACACGCCCACUCCUUCUGCAGGAACACAGUAUUGGACAGAUGUUUGCUAAGCAUCAACACAGAAGCAUCAGCUUAUUUGGAUAGAAAAAUCCAAUCAACUAACGUUGUCAUUAUUGGGCGAGGGGGAAAAAUAACAUCACUCUCAAAAAAAAAUGUAUCUCUGAAUUUAUGCGAUGUAGGAUUCGAUAUUAAUAAAUGGAAUACAGUAAGACCUCGUUUAUCGCUGUAUAUCUGUUUAACAAUGGGAUAUUUUUAUACUUGGAGCAUAGAAAACCUACUUUUUUUAACAUAAGGGCCCUGUAGACAUGAAGUAACACCCCGUAAUCACCUUUAUACUACAUAAUACUGUGCUGUAUUGUAAUAGACAAUAUGACAGAAAUUGGACAUAAACAAGACUGUUGAAAGGGUAGAAUGUUUAGAAGCCAUAGUGGAGUUUACAUAAAAGUUCUCAAAUCACUCACAAGAGCAAAGAUACAGAGAAAAAGUGUGAACAUCCAUCAUCCCAAAGGUGAUUCUUUGUGGUUACCUGUGUUCUAGUAGGUUUGUUGUUCAGCUGCAAGUUAUCCAUGUCAAGAACAACCUGAAGGUCAGCUGGUUUAUCGCCUCCUGUGCUCAGCAGUGAUACAUGAGACACCAUAAGUAACAGGAACAUAAGUUGUUGUAGUAGUCUACUGCACAAUUGUUUUUGAACAUUAGACGAUGGGAUUUCACAUCAAUUCAUUGUUUAUUCUUGAAGAAAAACUGAACUAAGUGUGCAUGGUCCUGGUCAGGAUGCGUCACUCACCCUGGUUACUGUGCAUUAGCCGUGGCGGCAGAGUGCUGUAGCCCCUCCAGUCUUGAGAGGCGGGGCCGUUGCUGGGAGGAAGGGGCGGGGCCAGCAGAGCACCCUCUAAGUCUUGCUGGAACAGCUGUCUCGUGAUGCGGGCCUGACGGGCCGAGAUCAGGUAGAGGUAGGCAGUGUCGCCGUCCUUCUGCACGCCGUAGGAGGCCAGUGACCUAAGGUCCGUGCACAGGCACUGACCCAUCACCCAGCGCUGCACCCGCGGAUGGAAGCCGUACUCCACAAACACCUUGGGGGAGGUAACAACAUCAGUGUUUUAUGGCAUUUUGUUGAUGUGAGGACUUUCUGACCUGUUGUUUGAGUGCAGCCACGGUCAUGUAGGGGAAGACUUUGAAUGUGAAGCAGCAGGAAGAAGACACGUCCUCCACCACCACAGACAGACUGGAAGGCAUGACAUGAUUGGAUAAAACUGUCAUUAAACAGGUGCAAACCUACACAAAAAGCAACAUGUUUUGUUCGUUUAAAAAAAAAAAAAGUAAUAUUAAAAAAACGUUCUGAUCCCACAUUUAACUACAAACUAAUGCAAUCAUUUAUGUUAAAGCAGGCCUGGACUUUUUUGGGAAUUUUCCAUCAUCAUCCACAAUAUUUAUGUGAGACACGUCUUUUUUCUGUGCGUUCUAAAGCUACAGAAACAGCUAAAAAGACUGAGCUAAGAAUGCACGUAAUAGGAAACACAUAAAAUAAAGCCUUCUGGAAAAAAAAUUCCAAAAAGCACCAACAACGCUACGUUUGCAUAUAAUGUGAGGUGCAUAUCAACCAAGCUACAGCGACAUUGUUACUAACAUUGUUACCCCGAUCGAACUACGUUACCGUCGUAGUGACACCUUACCACACCACGCCAGCUAGCAAAUCUAACUUUUUUUGGUGACAGGGUCAAAUGUGAGAUUUGUUUGUAUCUCACACUAUAGAAAAGACAAUAAAAUGGAUAUUUCAUGCUGAUGUAGUUUGUCACCUGAUUUCUCCAGUAGCGAUGUAGUUGUUCUCCGCCAGUUGGAUGGUGAGUGCUGCUUUCUGUCGAGCUAGAGCUGAUGCAUGCUGGGAGGCUGCUUGAGCAUCACCUGCUUCCACCGCCUUGGCCAGCUCCAUGCAAAGCUCCUCUGAAGCACAGAUGACAUAUCAGGAAAGAGUUUCAGCUAAAAGAUAAAUCGGGAUAAAGACACUCACCAGCCGGCGGUAAGGAGGUCGU
Molecule: messenger RNA, 7664 nt
Organism: Dunckerocampus dactyliophorus (ringed pipefish)
Lineage: Eukaryota; Metazoa; Chordata; Actinopteri; Syngnathiformes; Syngnathidae
Gene: gpaa1
Product: glycosylphosphatidylinositol anchor attachment 1
Exons: 13
Coding region: 157-1998 (613 amino acids)
Biological process (GO): attachment of GPI anchor to protein
Cellular component (GO): membrane; GPI-anchor transamidase complex
Source: RefSeq, a predicted model, not a curated record